Molecule: messenger RNA, 2007 nt
Organism: Trichoderma gamsii
Lineage: Eukaryota; Fungi; Ascomycota; Sordariomycetes; Hypocreales; Hypocreaceae
Exons: 6
Coding region: 1-2007 (668 amino acids)
Biological process (GO): chromatin remodeling
Cellular component (GO): RSC-type complex
Molecular function (GO): protein binding
Source: RefSeq, a predicted model, not a curated record
AUGGAGGCCAAGCGGAAGGCGAAUGGAGCCUCCGAUGCAGAGGACCGCAAUGCGAAGCGGCGCAGAGUAGCUCAAGAUUACGAUCUUUCCAAGGGCGAAUCCCGCGAAUCGACCACUGCGCAUGGGCUGGUAUUUCUCGACCAGAUCCGUCGGACCGCCGAUAAAAGUGGCCGUCUUGUCGCGACAGCCUUUGAAGAGCUCGUCUCUCGCGAAAGUAACCCCGACUACUACAAAAGGACGCGACUGCCGAUUUCCCUGGAGACGAUUGAAGAAAAGCUCAACGAUGGCUAUUUCAAGAGCCUCGCAGAGCUGGAGAGCUACUUCAAGCGCAUGAUUGCCAAUGCCAAAGAGUAUUAUACGCGCGGAUCACAAAUCUUCGACGAUGCCGAGCGGGUUCGCAAAGCGCUGAGCAAUUACAUGACCAAGACAAACCCUGCAUACAGCAAUCGGUCCUACCAGGCAAUUCCUACUCCAUUACCGCCGGAAAAUGCAGAUGAUGAGGAUGAGGAGGAAGAAGAUGCAGAGGGAGAGGAUGAGGAGGAGGGAGACGAAGAUGCUGAUGGCGAGGAUGCCGAGGACGCUGAGGAUGCCGAAGGUGAGGACGAAGACGCAGACGGCGAGGACGAGCCUGAAGAAGACGAGCAGCCAAAAUCAAGGCGAAAGGCCAUUAUCCUCAAGCGGAGAGGAUCCAGCCGCACUCGGAGAGGCUCCAACAACGAUAACCCAAGAACUCGGUCACCACCACCAAGUCGUCCCGAUCACGAGUAUGAAAACGUGCCGUACAAAGGCCUCACUUUCCAACAAGCUCAAGAAAAGAUAGUGGAAGAACUGAUACGACACCAAGAGCCAGACUACGACGAUGCCUACUUCGAGCCUUUCAUUAACCUCCCUCCUCGAGCCUUGAGGGACUACUACAAAGUCAUUACCGAUCCCCUAUCGCUCAAGAAGCUGCAAAAAAUUGUCAAGGGCGUGCAUGGGCGGAACGAUGCAACUGGCGUGAGCGACUUCAAGACAUGGAGCGCCUUUGAAGAAAAGUCAAAACUCCUCUGGACCAAUGCCUAUUUCUACAACGAAGAAGGCAGCGAUAUAUACGUGCUGGCACAGGAGCUUGAGAAAAUGUUCUACAGCCACCUUAAGAAGGCACAGGCAGCUGUCUCAGAGCCAUUUCAACAGAAGAUCAAGCUCAAAGUUGGACAAGGAGGAUCUGAGACACCCAGCUCGUCCAAGAAGAUCACUAUUCAUGUUGGCGGGCGUGACAGCUCUGUAGCUUCGCCAGCCCCUCAAGCAACCCAAGCACCAGAGGCCAAUGGCGCGGCAAACACCAGUGGCUCUACCCAGCUUUCAGCCAAUCUUGAAGCUCCUCGAAGUAUCUCAGCAUCUGCGCCCUCCCCGACUCCCUCAUCACAGGUAGGGCUAAAGGUGGAGGAUGGUUCGCGGGCCUCUCCAGCCGUUGCCAACGUGCCCCCUGGAAUGGCAGGACAAGCGGCCUUGCGACCUCCUAUUCCCGCGAUCCCAUCUCAGCCAUUCCAGACUAAUCCGCUGGUGAAUGGCUAUGCGGACCAGAGAAGAUUUCGCGCUACUGGCAAAGGAAUCGAGAGUGCACUGAUUGAAAAACUACGAAUUCAAACUCUUCCCAGCAUCCCGAAUGAGCGCCCCACGCUACUCACCGUUUUACCCAACGCAAAGGAGAUGCAGCAAUCCGCAACCGUCAACUUGCCGCAUUCUCAGACUCGCAUCUGGAUUGUCGUAACGCUGCCAUCUUUCCUACAGGAUCGUCAAUAUAGCCUGUGGACCCUAGUGGACAAGCAACCCUGGAAGCAGUUGAUGCAGCCUAUCCCGAACCAGACACACCACGAAAGAGCAUUUGACGUUAUGCUGCAUCCUGGGCUUAACGUCAUCGAAACCCAUCUCAUCGCCGCAAUUCCGCGCCACGAGAGAGAACCGGGGGGCCCUGAGGCGGAAUUAGAAGUCUUCACUGUGCUUAUUAACGUGUCGCGGCCGUACUAG